This is a messenger RNA of Plasmopara halstedii, 720 nucleotides long. Its product is annotated as ankyrin-like protein. Bases 1 to 720 code for a protein of 239 amino acids. Gene Ontology annotation, molecular function: protein binding. The transcript has a single exon. The record is from RefSeq and is a predicted model, not a curated record. NCBI's taxonomy places the organism in Eukaryota, Oomycota, Peronosporomycetes, Peronosporales, Peronosporaceae.
AUGGCUUCACCCCGAAAGUUUGAAAUCCCGGAAGUGGAUAGUAAUCCCUUUAAAAUGGCUGCAGUCGGAAAUCUAGAACUACUAAAAUUGAUUGUGGGGCCAGAUACAAUCACGGAAGGAGGUGUACCGCUGAAUGUGAAUGCAAAGGAUCCCUAUGGAUGCACGGCGCUGGUUUGGGCAGCUAGAAAUGGCAAUCAUGAAGUCGUAGAUUUUCUCGCGAACAAUGGCGCAGACCCGGAUGUAAUCAGUUUUGGUGGUCUUCGUCCUCUACAUCACGCUGUCAAUCACUCGCAAUUACCUAUCGUCGAGCGCCUUAUUCUACUUGGUGUUAGCGUCGAUUCAAAGGACAAUGCUGGCAACACGCCAUUACAUUUUGCAGCGUCCCGCGGCAAUUUAAAUAUCAUCAUGCUGCUUUUAAAUGCCGGUGCCAAAGUCAAUAUCACCACCUUGCAGGACGUUUCUCCACUCAUGAAGGCUGUAUCGUCUGGUCAUAUUACCGUUGUUGAGAAGCUCUUGGAUAACGGAGCAAGCCCAGAUCACUUUAACGCAGAAGGCAAUACGGCACUUCAUCUCGCAAUUCGUGGUGGUUUCAAUUCUAUUGCAAACGUGCUUAUGAAAGCAGGAGCCACCCCUACAAUUCGUAAUAAAGCUGGAAAAACGCCCCCAGAACUCGGUCUGUCUUUUAGUAUUGAGGAUACCAACAGUAAAAAGAAGCAUUAA